CCUACACCUUGCGAACAAUGGCAUCCUCAUCCCCAUUUACGAUGGAAAAGAUCCAGUGCGCCCGCUUUUACUUCGAGUGGAAGGGCCAUCCCAUUGACGACCUCGCCACUUUCCGCAACGUUACGCUUGCAGAACGGCCGGAGAAACCAAUCGUAUAUCUAGCUGGGGAUUCGUCUCUUGACAACAAACACUGGGUCGACAAGACUAGUCCUAUCGUUCCAAUCAAGCUGCCACGCAUUUACGAUAAGGCAUUCAAGCACCCUUGUGUUCCGAAGCCAGAUGUCGCCUUCUGGAUGAACAACCUGCUCGAGCAUCGUGCGACCUGUAUUAACACGGCAGUAGAAGAAUCCAUGCUUCGAGAUCGAGACGACGUACUCCUACCCCAUGACGAGUUCAUUCGCGAUAACCUUCGUUCGAAUGAUGUAUUGAUCGUCAGCGUUGGCGCCAACGACAUUGCGCUGCGCCCAAACCCUUCCACGAUACGACAUAUGCUGCAGCUCGCCUGGCUGACACAACGCAAACACCUCGAGAACGGGACCGCAAGCUCACUGCAGUACUUCAAGCAUAUGUUCGGCACCAAGAUCCAAGACUACAUCGCCCGUCUUACGGCCAAAACAAAGCCUCGCGCCGUCAUCGUUUGCAUGAUAUACUUCCCGCUCGAGUCGGGACUAGGACAAACCAGCUGGGCCGAUGCGCAGCUCAAGGCGCUAGGAUACAAUUCAUAUCCGGGGCAGCUACAAGCCGCCAUUCGAGCGAUAUACGAGAUGGCGACCAAAGCGAUACGGAUUGAGGGUACGGAGAUGGUGCCUUGCGCGUUGUACGGGGUGCUUGAUGGCAAGUUGGCAGACGACUAUACAGCGAGGGUUGAGCCAAACGAAGCGGGUGGGAAAAAGAUGGCCGUCAGGUUCGUUGAACUGCUAGACGAGAUCAUAGAGAAGUCAGAUAUCUCGGAGACUGCUUGAGGCAUAUGCGCAUUGCUUCACAUUUGGAAAAGAGUAUGCUUCUUCUACUGGACUCUUGGGUCGACGAAUCUGAAACUCGCAAUCGCGAUCGGUCACUUCUUUCAGAAUAGAAUCAGGGGUGGGUUUCUUGCCUCUUUGUUCAGCCAGCGUCUUUGUGAACCUCUCGCCUUUGUCUAUUGCGCUGCGCCCUUGUUUCGCGCGAACUCGAUAUGUUCGCUCAACAUCCUGUAGAUGAUCAAAUUUUGCAGACAUACUAUGUCAUAUCUGCUGGCCUUGAAGCAAAACCGAAAUCAUGGAGAAAUACACCUUUGCACGAC
Molecule: messenger RNA, 1279 nt
Organism: Alternaria rosae
Lineage: Eukaryota; Fungi; Ascomycota; Dothideomycetes; Pleosporales; Pleosporaceae
Exons: 1
Coding region: 18-962 (314 amino acids)
Source: RefSeq, a predicted model, not a curated record